UGGGCCCAACUUGCUCAGUUGUGCCGUGGCAGUUGGCCGAGUCAGACGCGUAAUUUAAGCCGAGAUCUCAAGACUCGCAAGCGAACGAACCGCAACGCGACUUUUAGACUUUGAACGCGCCAGGGGGGGGAAGUCUCUCUGUCGCUCUCUCUCUCUCUCUCUCUUUCGCGUCGGCGGCCUCAAGGUUAAACCGAUGUCAUUUUUUCGCAAUAUACGCUCGUCGCUGGCCUCGUCCAGAAAGAGCUCGUCGCGCGACACAACGCCCGUGCGCAGCGGCAGCUCCCGGCCGGCGAGCGUGAUCAGUUCUAGACGGGAUUCCACAACCAGCUCGACGCUGCAGCGCGGCGAUACCUUCAUACUGAACGGCUCCGAUGAGGAGCAGCAGCGCGGCACCGAGUCCAACAGCAGCACGCUGGAGAAGAAGUCAAAGAAAUCGAAGGUGUUCAGCAAAUUUAGCACGUUCACCAAGCGCAAGAAGCCGCCCUCGCCGGAGGAGGUGGCCAGCUAUGAGCAUCAUCCCAGCGAUACGGCCACGAAUACGUACUACAAAUGGCGCAACGAUGGGGAUCGUAUGCUCGACUACGAUGCGCACACGGAUCCAUUCAAUUUCCUCUACGAACAGGGCAGUCAGAAGUCCAGACAAUCGUCGGAUGGCAUGCAGCGGCAGCCCAGCCUCGGCUCCACGUCCAGCGGCAGCUUCGACAGCAGCACCUAUCGCAAGAGCAAGACGCCGACACAUCUGCGCGAGCAGCUGGAGCAGCUGAAGACGCACUCGAAGGAUGAUCUGCUCGAGGAGGAUGAGCGCGACAAGUACAAGACGGUCACACUGAACAGCUUUCGGAAAUCCUUCAGGGAGCGCCUGCUGCAGCAGCAAAAGGAGACGCCGCAUAAUCCCGCCUGGUUUGUGGAGGUGCCCGCGCCGCCGGCUGCAGCGCAGCAGUCAGCAGCCGGCCAUCGAUGGGACUCCAAGGAGAAUCGACCCGAUUUUCUUGUUUUCGAGAAUGACAAUUAUCGGCCGCAGUCGCGCUCGCCGCUGCGCGACAGACCCUCACGCUCCGCCACCCGCUCGCCCGUCAAGCGCAAUGAGACAUUUCGCGUGGCGCAGCCCACGCUGCGGCACAUGUCGCCUUCACCGACGCCGCCGACGCCCGCGUCUGCCAUACGCAUCGAGAUCAAGAACUCCAUAUUGCCGCACUCGCCGGGCCGCCUGGUGCCGGUGGGCGUGGCCAAGCCCAUGCCCACAACGGAGUACUAUGCGCAGCGGCUCUUGGCCAGCAGCGUUGCGCGUCAAACGCCGCCGGCGGGCAAAUGGUAUCGCAGUCCGAGUCAGCAUUCGCCCACGCGGCAUAUGGGCGUGGCACAGCAGCAGCAGCCACAGCAGCAGCAGCAGCAGCAGCAGCAGCAGCGCAGCAGCGGUCGCUAUCAGACGCUCGUGCAGAUUGGCAGCGAGCAGGCCAAGUUGUCGCCGGCGCCCGCCCGAGGACGUGCACCCACCCGCGUACAGCUCUACGGUAGCAAGCCGAGUAGUCGACAGCAGCCGCCCGCCUCCACCUACUUUGGCGGCCAUUAUAAUGCACCUGUGCCCGCGUCCAAGCCGUUGACCAGUUCGCGUCAGAGUUCUGCCGGCGGCGUGGGCGUUACCAGCACCAAUUGGGGGCGUCGCGAGCAGCCGACGUCCAGAGCCGUUCACGUACACGCCCCCGCGCCGCGACGCAAUCGCUCGCCGAUCAAGAUUCCAUGGCGAUAGUUCGAACAUACGACUGAUCAAAUACAAUCAGCUAGAGCUGAGCGCGUGACACGAACACGAGCACGAGCACGAAACGAGACGUGUUUACAAGUAAAACACACACAAAACGAAUCACAAGUUAAAUUUGAAAUAAUACUAAAUUA
Molecule: messenger RNA, 1890 nt
Organism: Drosophila virilis
Lineage: Eukaryota; Metazoa; Arthropoda; Insecta; Diptera; Drosophilidae
Source: RefSeq, a predicted model, not a curated record